GAUUGGACCUUCUCAACUAUACAAACAUGACUUCAUGUGAUGUCAGCUGAAUGUAAAAGACAGUGAUCUCACGCGGAGGGGAAGAUGUUUGCCAUCAAAAUGUGACAGAGGAGACAGGCUGCAUGGCUCGGAACGCAUCUCCUUGGCGGUGGGGGAAAGAGACCUAGUGGAGAGAGGCUGCGCCCUGGCCCAGUCCGGUACGGCUCAGCUCGGCGAGCCAUGGCAAGCUCGGCUUCCCUGGAGACCAUGGUGCCCCCGGCCUGCCCGCGCGCUGGAGCGUCGCCGGCCACUUCCAAGACGCUGGCCUUCUCCAUCGAGCGCAUCAUGGCUAAGACGUCGGAGCCCCGUGCGCCCUUUGAGCCCCGACCCGGGGCACUGGAGGCGGACGGCGGCCAGGGCAAGAAAUUGCUCAACCUCUGCUCACCGCUGCCCUGUAUGAUCCCCCUCCAGCCCCUAGGCUACGAGGUGCCGUCCAAGACGCUGCUCAGUUACUCUGAGCUCUGGAAAAGCAGCCUCCGGGCGGGCGGCGGAGGCGGCGGCGGCGGCGGCGGCGGUGGCGGCGGGGGGGCCCCGGUGUGCGGCGCCAGCGGCUUGUGCAAAACCAACUGUGGCGUGUGCUGCAAGGCCGAGCUGGGCCUGGCGCCGUCUGCGCUACCCGCGGGCAGGGUCAUCAAGCCGCAGGUCAUCAACCAGGCAGUGGGGCUUCCGGCCAGCGGCUCGCUCUACUACUUCAACUACCUGGACUCUGCCGCGUACCCGCCGUCUGAGCUCCUGGGCGGCCACCUCUUCCCGUCCGGCCUCCUCAACGCACAGGCCCCCGCUGCCCUGGCUGCGCACCCCAAGCUCUUUUUGCUGGAGAACGCCAAGUUGGCCGGCCUGGCCGCAGACAAGUUCCCCCAUCCGGCCCCCUAUGCCCAUAAGGAGCGCUUGCCCGCGCCGCUGGAGCAGGUGCUGAAGGAGAACUCGGCCCUGACCGCCGAGCGCGGCGGCGUCAAGGGCCACAGCAAGCUGCCUGGGGGCUCCGCGGACGGCAAGCCCAAAAACUUCACCUGCGAGGUGUGCGGCAAGGUAUUUAACGCUCACUAUAACCUCACCCGCCACAUGCCGGUCCACACCGGAGCCAGACCGUUCGUGUGCAAAGUCUGCGGCAAAGGCUUCCGCCAGGCCAGCACGCUCUGCAGACACAAAAUUAUCCACACCCAGGAAAAGCCGCAUAAAUGCAACCAGUGCGGCAAAGCCUUCAACCGCAGCUCCACGCUCAACACACAUAUUCGCAUCCACGCGGGCUACAAGCCCUUCGUCUGUGAAUUUUGCGGCAAAGGCUUUCACCAAAAAGGGAACUACAAGAACCACAAGCUGACCCACAGCGGCGAGAAGCAGUACAAAUGCACCAUCUGCAACAAGGCCUUCCAUCAGGUCUACAACCUGACCUUCCACAUGCACACCCACAACGACAAGAAGCCUUUCACGUGCGCCACUUGCGGCAAAGGGUUUUGCAGAAACUUUGACUUAAAGAAACACGUGCGCAAACUCCACGACAGCGGGGGUCCCACCACCCCCUGCACAAAGGACCUGACUCGGACAGUGCAGAGCUGAGAGCUACUGCCUCGCCCUCCCUUCCGGCCCUAUCCAACCCCCAAACAGAUCACACGUAUAAACUUAUUUCUAAAAUUAAAAGAAAGGAGAAAAAAAAAAGCUAUAGCAGAAAGGCUAAAAUCUAUUUAUCGAAACCAGCAUAUUUUUGGAAAGCUAAACGUUUCCUCGAUGACUGGCAGCAAACGCCUGGCUCCCACCUUUGUAUAUUCGGGAAACAUUUAAACCCAGUGCGCCGAAACGUAUUUAAUUCCAGGCCUCGGCUUCUCCUCGGGCGGCGGGUUUUAACACCAGGCUGUCACGUGAACGUCCCGGAAGAGCGCGGCGCCCCCAGCCAUCUUUAUACAGCCAUGUAAAUCCUCCUGUACACACGAACACGGAAUAUAUACAUAUAUAACUCAA
Molecule: messenger RNA, 1995 nt
Organism: Kogia breviceps (pygmy sperm whale)
Lineage: Eukaryota; Metazoa; Chordata; Mammalia; Artiodactyla; Physeteridae
Source: RefSeq, a predicted model, not a curated record